GGCAAAAUUCUCACGAGCAGACCUGAGCAGGUCUGCUCGUGAGAAUUUUGCCUGCUGGAACUGAAUGUGCAGGCUUGUUAGCAGGCUCUGCCAUAUUAAUCUUUUUUUAUAGGGUGACGUUUUCGUACCAUAUUUUGAAGCUGUGGAUGUAAAUAAUACAUUUAUUUGUUUACUACACGUCAAUUACUUUCAACAUGUAAAUAUUCCUCUGGAUUAUAUAUUGAUUGUACAUAUAAAGUCACAGCUAACGAGUUACCAUUAUUAGUCUUUGGUACAUCAGAUUUCAAUCGUCGAUUUUAUCCUAUGGGUGUAUGUUUAAUAUCUUCAGAUGAAUCAUCAGAAACAUUCAAAAUUUUUUUUCGUGGUAUUCAAGUUUGGACAUCGAUUAUCAAUAAUCAAGCAUAUACCAUAUCACAUGUUAUGAGGGAUGGUGCAGCAGGUAUUACGGGAGCCAUGUGUGAAUUACCAUUAGCGCGUCGUUUAAUGUGCUGGGCACAUGUCGUCCGUAAAGUUCGUGCACAUGGAACAUUAAUUAAAAAUAAAGACAAAUUUUUAUUAGUUGAACAAGAUAUUAUGCAAUUACAACUAUCAUUUAGUGAUCAAAUAUUUGUCACAGCAGCCAAUCUUAUGAUUAAUAAAUGGAAAUUAGAUAAAGAUUUAGAAAAAUUCACGGACUAUUUUGAACAACAAUGGUUGACAGUAUUAAGUUUUUGGUAUGAAGGUGCCUGUAUUUUAACGCCAUCAACAAAUAAUGGUUUGGAAAGCUUAAAUGGUCGAAUAAAACAACAUUAUACAAUGCGGCACAAAUUACCACUAUCUGCAUUUUUACAAACGGCUGAACGAAUGGUCAAAGAUUGGUCUAUUCAAAAUGAACAAACACCAUUUGCAACUCAUAUUACGUACAAAGAUGAUCUUAAUUUAGAAGCAGUCGAAUGCGUGAAAAAAGUUGAUAAGACACAAAUAUUACAAUUGACUACACUUAACUUUGUUCAAAGAAACUUUCAUCAAAAGAUCAAAAAAUGA
This is a messenger RNA of Didymodactylos carnosus, 1023 nucleotides long. The record is from the annotation of a GenBank genome assembly. Lineage: Eukaryota; Metazoa; Rotifera; Eurotatoria; Philodinida; Philodinidae.